Molecule: messenger RNA, 1485 nt
Organism: Saccostrea cuccullata (small rock oyster)
Lineage: Eukaryota; Metazoa; Mollusca; Bivalvia; Ostreida; Ostreidae
Product: multiple epidermal growth factor-like domains protein 11
Exons: 10
Molecular function (GO): scavenger receptor activity
Source: RefSeq, a predicted model, not a curated record
GUGUUCAGUUCUUUUCUUUAUUCCUUUCUUACAAAUGCUACAACAUGCAAAUUUAUAUUUAUUUGGUGUUUCUGAGUAUUGUGACGAUUUUUGGUUAUGAGGAUUUAUCAAAAAAUAAGAAUGCCUAUCAAAGUUCAACAUCUUACUGCAAACCUGCUUGUACUGCUUCAAAUGCAAUGGAUGGAAACAUACAAACAUGUACGAAGACAAAGGAAAUCGGUACAAACAAUCCAAACAAGUGGGUCUGGUGGUAUGUAGAUCUGGGAGACAUAAACAGUAUAUACAGUAUCAGGAUACAGUUUAAAGAUUAUGGUGGAAAAGACAAUGCAACAGUUAUGACACAGCGAGGUCGUUUUGCUGGCUUCUCCAUUUACGUGUCUAACUCUUCUAAAAAAGAGGAUGGAUAUCUAUGCUACCAUAAUGGGGAAAAAUUACCUUUCUUAGAUUUCAAUACUAUAUGUAUUACACAUGGACUUUUUGUAAUAUUUUACAACGAAAGAGUGGAUGGAGUAAAUUAUCCUCCAGGAUAUAAAACUGAAAACGUUUUCACUGAAUUGUGUGAAGUAAAGGUUACAGGUUGUAAGAAUACCAGUACUUAUGGAUAUGACUGUGAUCUCCAAUGUCCAGAAAACUUUCAAGAACAUAGAUGUUACAUUGUGAAUGGCUCCUGUCUGGGGUGUAGACCUGGCUGGAUUGGAGAGUUCUGUAAUAAUUCCUGUCCUGUGGGAUAUUACGGUCUGGAGUGCAGAACACCAUGUAUUGGACAUUGUAGAAACAACAAGCCUUGUAAUCAUAUCACUGGACAAUGUGAUGAGGGUUGUGCUGACGGAUGGACAGGGAGUGAUUGCAGCAAAGAAUGUCCGGCAGAAACGUAUGGUCCUGAUUGUAUGUACAACUGUAGUGGGCACUGUGUAAAUGGCGUCCCUUGUAACAGAACAACUGGAAGUUGUGACUCGGGCUGUAAACCUGGAUAUACGGGGAAGCACUGUGAUAAAGUUUGUUCCGUUGGAUUCUAUGGACUGAAUUGCACAAAACAGUGCAAUAACCACUGUCGACACGGUAUAAAGCAUUGUAAUCACAAAGAUGGACACUGUGACCUUGGAUGUCAAGAUGGAUUUCAAGGAAUCGUAUGCAAUGAAACAUGUGAUAGUGGUAGCUAUGGAAUCAAGUGUGCCCAUAAUUGUUCUGAUAAAUGCCAUGAUGUCUGUAACCGUAUUGAUGGAUCAUGCCUCUGUUCUGAGGGAUGGAUGGGGUCUCCGAACUGUGACAAAGAAUUCCUUUUAGGCAAUUAUGGACUGAACUGCAAGAACAAGUGUUCAGAGAAAUGUAAAAAUAAAACGUGUAACAUACAGAAUGGAACUUGUAUUUAUGGAUGUGUGGAGUCAUUUGAAGGAUCUAAAUGUGACCAAAGAAAACCAUUUCAGCAAGGCGACCCAGUAAAACCUGUAGCAGUGGGAGGGGCGGUUGGAGCUGUAUUUCUUGUAA